GCGAUUGUAUAAAUGUACUCCUCUUUCUGGUAUUCGGUCCAGAAACGCUGCGAACCCACUCUCUUAACUGCAUAUCAAGCCAUAAACUACAAUUAGAUCCUAGAAAGAUAGCUGAUAUAGUAUUUUGUGCGCUGCGCAAUACGAUCUCCUAAACUCUAACUGUUCUUCAUUUCAUUUCUUUUUUAAGUUUUAAAUUAAGUAAUUUUGUAUAAAUGUUUAUUUCGACGUUUUUGUUGCAAUAAUCAGAUGUUUUGUAUUAUUUCUUGUUGUGUGAAUUUAAAGUUUAAUGUGUCUAAUUUUUAACUUCCCGACCUAGUUCCAAGCAAACAAUGUUUACCGCCGCUACACUGAACGUUCUACGUAUUUCGCACUUCAUCUUAUAGAACAUUUUUGUCUGUCUAUGGUCUAAGAGCACAAGUCCUUCUAAUAUUCUAAAGACUCGAGGCAUUACACCUAUCUUUGCGUAGGUAAGGACUUCUCAUAAAAACCGUACUUGAUAAAAGUUGGACAGAAUCGAUAAAAGUCGGGCUUAUCUUAUAUAAUUAUGUAUUUAUUCCGUUCACUGCAUAUUAUUCUUAGUCAAUAAUUUAGUCAAACUAACAACGAACCCUUCAUACUAAAUGGUAUAUUUAAUAACAUUCUCAUACCAAGAUUUCAAGUCCGUGUUACAUCAAACUUUUUGAUACAAAAUUUAGCAAAUGUCUUUCUUUUUUUCUACAUCUGUCCCAACAGUUCUGUUAGAAAGCAAAAUAACAAUGAGGGAAGGAGUAAGUAAGAACAUUGCCUACAUUUAGGCGUACUGCUACAUUGAAAUUAACUUAAUGUUGAAUAUCUAUCUGACGUUCAGCAGUUGUCCGUGCGGGUCAUAGCUGGAGUAAAAAUUGAGAUAUGUUAACUAAAUGUUGAUAAUUGGGAUUAUGCAAAACGGACACGGCAGUACCAACUGUCUAUAAAACCUCAGCAUCCCCUCGACCAAUUUUAACCAAAUUUGGUAAAUGUUAGCUACAUUCUUAUAAUGUAGCAUAAAAAUGGGCGCACGCAUGCUUUUCGUUUAACUCACCGCAAUUUCGAGCAGAUUCCUCAACUUUGUAAUACAAAAAGUUUUAUUGGAGAUGAUAGAACUAAAAUAGUUAUGUCAAGGUGUGACAAGUUUCUUGCAAAAAAUAUUGAUUUCAGACUGUACCUUCUCAAGCCACAGAUAUCUAAAGUAAAAAGCAAUUAAUCUAUAUCUGGAUUUAUAAAGAAAAUAUCGGCGAAUUCGUAAGAUGUAUCCAUGAAACUAUAUUUUUCUGUGAUUGAUAGGUAUUUAUCUUAAAACCCUUAAACUUGUUAUAACGAUUUUCGAACUACUAUUGAUCUUAUGUCGUAUACUAUAUCUAGCAUUACAAAAAAAUCUUCACAAAGUCAAGGAAAAGUAAAAUCUUAAAUAUAUCGGUUGGUGCCGAGAAUAAGUAAAUUCGAACCACUCUAGUGCUCAUACACAACUUAUAAUGUUUAUUUUUACUUAGUGAUUUUUAUAGUGGAUACUCGUACAUAGGUCAAUAAUGUGUUAUCUUACCAAUAACGGGUGAUCCAAGUAGAGGUACUUUUUUUAAUAGGCUUUUUUGACAGAUCACGUAACAUGUGGACGAAGAGCAAUCUGAAGAGAUUGAAGAGCUGCUUUUUCAUUCUGAAAAAACAACGGUUUGAUGGGGUUUAUAGGCUGGUGGAUCGCCAUCGGUGAGAAUGCGAACGUUAUCGCACCAUGUUUACCGACUAAUUGAUGCCUGAAAUUGUAGCUCGUGAUCUUGGCGAUAAUCUCUUGUAAAUAUUUCCACGUUUUAGGUCGGUCAAUUGACCACACAGAUCGUGUGUUAUCACACCGUUAGACUUUUUUCUGAGGGAAUAUGUAAAGUCUAAAGUCUAUGUCGAGAAUCCCACUUCGAUUCAGGCCUUGGAGCGAAACAUCGCGUAUGUCAAUCAGCAGUUACCAGUCGAAAUGCUCGAAAGAGUCAACGAAAGUUGGACUCAACGGAUGAACCAUCUGAGUCGUAGCCGCGGCCAGCAUUUGAAAGAGGUAAUCUUGAAAACAUAAAUGCCAAUGAAUAUUCUUUCGAAUGAUGACAAACAUUCUCCAUUAAAUUUGAAGUUUCAGUGUUUUUUCUUUAAAAAGGUACCCUUCAUUCUUCUAAAUGGAUCACCCUUUAAAUAUAAAAAAGAAGUUCAAAGUGCUAUGAAAUGUUGAAAUUCACAGGAAAUUUUUUACUCUGCUUAAAAAGGAAUUCUCACUCCAUAAAUAAAGGAGAGUGCACUACUUAACCUAUAAAGGCCUGGCUCUCAUUCAGCAUAAUCCUACCUACCUACAUACAAAGGGCUGCCACUAAAUUUUUAUACAUUUUUUGUUAAGAAUCAGAUUAAAUUUUGGUAGACAAUUUUCUAGCGAAAUGUCUUCGUGUAUUUCUAAGAGUCUAUGUUUUUUUACAUGCCUUAAGGAUAAUUGGUACAAAAGCGAGCAAAUUUCAUAAUGUUCAAAGUUUCGAAAGCAAAGAGUAGUUCUAGUAGCUUUAAAGCUAUCAUGGGCAUUGACUUUGAAAACGUGAGUGAGACUUAAUAAAUCGUACCAAAGUGGCAACGCUAAGUUAAACUUCAGAGAGCGCUGAGAAAUUCUUUCGGUGACAGAGCGGAAGUGCAGUUAGUUUGUUUCAACAGGUUAAUGUGAAAUAGCUGUAAUGGAAAUGAUUGCUUUCACUGUUCACAUAUGAACAAAAUUAUUGGACGUCUGCCUGCAAACACAUAUUCAUAGUCACUCAGAAAUUUAGUCUAGCACUGUUCUAAAAAAGUACCUAAUAAUGUCUAAUCACUCUAAUUCGUCAAGAGACGUCUGCAACUGCAGGUUUUACAAUCAAAGCGGCAUUGAAGUGCCGACACAUAUAUUCGCAGAAGACCUGCUGCCAGGCCGUCCUAUAAUAGAAGAUCUUCCAUUUAGACAUCGACUAUUGCUAUACCCGAAAUACGACAACGAAAUCAAUCCGGAGGAGGGCAAAUCUCGCGCUGAAAAAAGUAUGGAAUAUAAUGAAGUAGACGAGCAGAGAAGAAAGGAUGGCAGAACAUUCAUGCAUAUUGGACCGAAUGGCACCCUCAUAUCGAAGUUAGAAUUCUACACUAUUCUAUGGGAUUCAUUGGAGGCCUGCACACAAUCACUCUUGACGAUAUUAUUCGAUUAUGAUACGCUGGCAACACACUCGGUGCCCGGCAAACUAUCGUCGAAACAUCAACAACCGAGCGGUAUACCCAAGCUGCCACUGGAUCCAUUGCAAAUCAAAGAUAUUAUAUUUUUUGUGAAGAAACGCUUUCAAUGCAAGGAAAGAGAAGUUCGUAAGGCGAUCAUCAAAAAAUGCAUGAACGUGGCAGAGGCGGGGUACCGCUCUAAGUGGUUGGGACUAUACCCAUCAGUUUAAUAGAACUAACUUAACGUAAUGUCAUUUAUGGAAAUAAUCCUUGUGUGGCAACUGUGCGUGCAAAGGACUAACUUUUCAUAGUUGGUUUUACUAGCAAAAUUUCUUCUGACGAGUUCAUUUACCCAAGUAAAUUGUUAUUCUAAAAUAUUCGCCGGAAAAUUUUUAAAAAUAUUUCAUGAGUUCAGAUUUGUAGAAAAAUUAUUUUUGAAACAAAGUAACAAUAAAUACGGGACAGACCGAUCAUUAAGUAAAAUUAAAGCAAA
Bactrocera dorsalis (oriental fruit fly) is the source of this 3700-nucleotide messenger RNA. RefSeq names its product early boundary activity protein 2. The record is from RefSeq and is a predicted model, not a curated record. Lineage: Eukaryota; Metazoa; Arthropoda; Insecta; Diptera; Tephritidae. The coding region runs from base 2829 to 3437 and encodes 202 amino acids. The transcript has 2 exons. Gene Ontology annotation, molecular function: DNA binding.